GGGGACAACAACGCAAGCCAACCACAGAAAUCACAUCAAUCAAUUGAUCCAUGAAAAGAACUGGUUUCAGUUUUUCAGCAUUCAGCAUUACUUUUUAAAUAAAACAGUUCACUGAAAAAAAGUAUGUAUGCAGCAGUGGAACAUGGGCCUGUCCUUUGCAGUGACUCCAACAUCCUCUGCCUGUCCUGGAAGGGGCGUGUUCCCAAGAGUGAGAAGGAGAAGCCGGUGUGCCGGAGGCGCUACUAUGAGGAGGGCUGGCUGGCCACGGGCAAUGGCCGGGGCGUUGUUGGGGUGACCUUCACCUCGAGCCACUGCCGCCGGGACAGAAACACACCACAGAGAAUAAACUUCAACCUGCGGGGCCACAAUAGUGAGGUUGUGCUGGUGAGGUGGAAUGAGCCAUACCAGAAGCUGGCCACGUGUGACGCAGAUGGAGGGAUAUUUGUGUGGAUUCAGUACGAAGGGAGGUGGUCUGUGGAAUUGGUCAACGACCGAGGGGCUCAGGUGAGUGAUUUCACGUGGAGCCAUGAUGGGACUCAAGCACUUAUUUCAUACCGAGAUGGGUUUGUCCUGGUUGGUUCUGUCAGCGGACAAAGACACUGGUCAUCUGAGAUCAACUUGGAAAGUCAGAUCACAUGUGGCAUAUGGACUCCUGAUGACCAACAGGUGCUGUUUGGCACAGCUGACGGGCAGGUGAUUGUCAUGGACUGCCACGGCAGGAUGCUCGCCCACGUCCUCCUACACGAGUCUGAUGGCAUCCUCAGCAUGUCCUGGAACUAUCCUGCCUUCCUGGUGGAGGACAGCAGUGAGAGCGACACCGACUCGGACGACUACUCUCCGCCCCAAGACGGUCCCGCAGCGUAUCCCAUCCCGGUGCAGAACAUCAAGCCACUGCUCACCGUCAGCUUCACCUCGGGGGACAUCAGCUUAAUGAACAACUACGAUGACUUGUCUCCUACUGUCGUCCGCUCAGGGCUGAAAGAGGUGGUGGCCCAGUGGUGCACCCAGGGAGACCUCCUGGCUGUCGCUGGUAUGGAACGGCAGACCCAGCUUGGUGACCUCCCCAACGGCCCUCUUCUGAAGAGUGCCAUGGUCAAGUUCUACAAUGUCCGCGGGGAGCACAUCUUUACUCUGGACACGCUUGUGCAACGCCCCAUCGUCUCCAUCUGCUGGGGACACCGGGACUCGCGGCUGCUGAUGGCUUCAGGACCGGCCCUGUACGUGGUGCGUGUGGAGCACCGUGUGUGCAGCCUGCAGCUGCUGUGCCGGCAGGCCGUCGCCAGUGCCCUGCGGGAGGACAAGGACAUCAGCAAGCUGGCCCUGCCCCCCCGCCUCUGCUCCUACCUCUCCACCGCCUUCAUCCCCACCAUCAAGCCCCCAAUUCCAGAUCCCAACAACAUGCGAGACUUUGUCAGCUACCCCUCAGCCGGCAACGAGCGUCUGCACUGCACCAUGAAGCGCACAGAGGACGACCCGGAGGUGGGAGGUCCGUGCUACACCCUCUACCUGGAGUACCUGGGCGGGCUCGUGCCCAUCCUCAAGGGGCGGCGCAUCAGCAAACUGCGGCCAGAGUUCGUCAUCAUGGACCCUCGGACGGAUAGCAAAUCAGAUGAAAUCUACGGAAACAGCUUGAUCUCCUCCAUGCUGGACAGCUGCAACUGCUCGGACUCCAGUGACGUGGAACUGAGUGACGACUGGGCUGCCAAGAAAUCCCCCAAAAUCUCCCGCGCUAGCAAGUCACCCAAACUCCCAAGGAUCAACAUUGAGGCCCGGAAGUCUCCCAAGCUGUCCCGGGCUGCUCAGGAGAUGUCCAGGUCUCCCCGGUUGCCGAUGCGCAAGCCCUCCAUUGGCUCGCCCAGUCUGACACGAAGAGAGUUUCCCUUUGAAGACAUCACUCAGCACAACUAUCUUGCUCAGGUCACGUCUAAUAUCUGGGGAACCAAGUUUAAGAUUGUGGGCUUGGCUGCUUUCCUGCCAACCAACCUCGGUGCAGUAAUCUAUAAAACCAGCCUCCUGCAUCUCCAGCCGCGGCAGAUGACCAUCUAUCUCCCAGAGGUUCGGAAGAUUUCCAUGGACUAUGUUAAUUUACCUGUCUUCAACCCAAAUGUUUUCAGUGAAGACGAGGAUGAUUUACCAGUGACGGGAGCUUCUGGUGUGCCCGAGAACAGCCCGCCGUGCACAGUGAACAUCCCUAUUGCCCCCAUCCACAGCUCGGCCCAGGCUAUGUCCCCCACGCAGAGUAUAGGCUUGGUGCAGUCCCUGCUGGCCAACCAGAAUGUGCAGCUGGAUGUCCUGACCAGUCAGACCACGGCAGUGGGGACAUCGGAGCAUGGAAGUGACAGUGCCUCCCAGUACCCCGUCUCCAACCGUUACUCCAACCCUGGACAAGUGAUCUUCGGAGGUGUGGAGAUGGGCCGCAUCAUCCCGAACCCUGCUCAGCUGUCCCUGCCUCCGCCCGCGCAGGGGGCGAUCCAGCUGUCGGUGGUGGACCACGGAGACCGGGACCAUGACCACCUGCAGAAGUCGGCCAAGGCCCUGCGGCCAGUGCCGCAGCUGGCUGCCGAGGGGGACGCAGUGGUGUUCAGUGCCCCACAGGAGGUCCAGGUGGCGAAGAUGAACCCCCCACCCCCCUACCCGGGAACCAUCCCUGCUGCCCCCACCACGGCAGCGCCGCCGCCCCCGCUGCCGCCCCCGCAGCCCCCAGUGGACACGUGCCUGAAGAAGGGCGAUUUCUCGCUGUACCCCACAGCGGCACAUUACCAGACGCCCCUGGGCUAUGAGAGGAUCACCACCUUUGACAGCAGUGGCAACGUGGAGGAGGUAUGCCGGCCUCGGACGCGGAUGCUCUGCUCCCAGAACACCUACACCCUCCCCGGUCCGGGCAGUUCGGCCACGCUGAGGCUCACCGCCACCGAGAAGAAGGUCCCCCAGCCCUGCACCAGUGCGACCCUGAACCGCCUGACGGUACCACGCUAUUCCAUCCCGACAGGAGACCCACCCCCGUACCCCGAAAUCGCCGGCCCGCUCGUGCCCGGACGCGGCGCAGCCCAGAGGCCCGACAGUCUCAUCCACGCCACGCUGCGCAGGAACAACCGCGAGGUGGCGCUCAAGGCGGCGCAGCUGGCCGAGCCCCCGCGGGCCCCGCCGCAGCACCCGCCCAAGCCCAAGGGCGCGGCGCAGUUCCCGGCGCGGCCCCCGCCAGCCCUGUACACCUGCAGCCAGUGCAGCGGCGGGGGGGCGGGGGGGCGGCCGGAGCCGGGCGCUGGGGGUGCGGGCGGCGCGCAGCCAGGCUCGGGCCUGGCGCACGCCGCCAGCACCUCCCCCCUGACCUCCCAGUCGUCCUACAGCCUCCUGAGCCCGCCCGACGGCGCCCGCGAGCGCGCCGACUACGUGAACUCGGCCUUCACCGAGGAUGAGGCGCUGGCCCAGCACUGUCAGGUGGAGAAGCCCCUGAGGCACCCCGCGCUGCCCGAAGCUGCUGUGGCCAUCAAACGGCCACCUCCUUACCAGUGGGACCCCGUGCUGGGGGAGGACAUCUGGGUUCCUCAGGAAAGGACAGCACAGACUGCAGUGCCCAACCCCCUGAAACUGCCCCCUCUUAUAGUAGGUCAGAGCCAGCACCUGGACGUGUCCCGAGUGCCCUUCGUCUCCCCGAAGUCUCCGGCCAGUCCUACUGCCACUUUCCAAACAGGCUAUGGGAUGGGAAUGCCAUAUCCAGGAAGCUAUAACACACCCCCUUUGCCGGGAGUGCAGACUCCCUGCUCCCCAAAAGAUGCCCUGUCCCCCACACCGUUUGCACCACAGGAGUCCGCAGUGGUUCUGCAGCCUGCCUACCCACCCAGCCUCUCGUACUGCACCCUGCCCCCCAUGUAUCCGGGAAGCAGCACCUGCUCGAGUUUACAGCUGCCACCUAUCGCCUUGCACCCCUGGAGUUCCUAUAGCCCUUGCCCGCCUGUGCAAAACCCCCAGGGCACUCUCCCCCCCAAGGCACACCUGGUGGUAGAGAAGCCCCUCGUGUCCCCACCGCCCACCGACCUCCAAAGCCACUUGGGUACUGAGGUGAUGGUAGAGACCACAGACAACUUCCAAGAAGUCCUCUCCCUGACGGAGAGCCCAGUCCCCCAGCGGACAGAGAAGUUCGGCAAGAAGAACCGGAAGCGCCUGGACAGCCGAGCAGAGGAGGGAAAUGUUCAGGCCAUCACGGAGGGCAAAGUGAAGAAGGAGGCACGGACUUUGAGUGACUUUAAUUCCCUGAUCUCCAGCCCCCGCCUGGGGAGAGAGAAGAAGAAAGUGAAGAGUCAGAAAGACCAACUGAAGUCAAAGAAAUUGAACAAGACGAAUGAGUUCCAGGACAGCUCGGAGAGCGAGCCCGAGCUGUUCAUCAGCGGGGACGAGCUGAUGAACCAGAGCCAGGGCAGCAAGAAGGGCUGGAAGAGCAAGCGGAGCCUGAGGACGGCCAGCGAGCUGGAAGAGUUCAAGUGCCGGAAAGCCAGCGAGAAGGAGGAUGGGCGGCUGGGCAGCCAGGGCUUUGUGUAUGUCAUGGCCAACAAGCAGCCUCUGUGGAACGAAGCCACCCAGGUGUACCAGCUAGACUUCGGGGGGCGGGUGACCCAGGAGUCGGCCAAAAACUUCCAGAUUGAGCUGGAGGGGCGGCAGGUGAUGCAGUUUGGAAGGAUUGAUGGCAACGCGUACAUUCUGGACUUCCAGUACCCCUUCUCAGCUGUGCAGGCCUUCGCCGUUGCCCUGGCCAACGUGACUCAGCGCCUGAAGUGA
This is a messenger RNA of Odobenus rosmarus divergens (Pacific walrus), 4773 nucleotides long. It is a transcript of the gene TULP4, whose product is annotated as tubby like protein 4. Gene Ontology annotation, biological process: intracellular signal transduction. Lineage: Eukaryota; Metazoa; Chordata; Mammalia; Carnivora; Odobenidae. Bases 124 to 4773 code for a protein of 1549 amino acids. Gene Ontology annotation, molecular function: protein binding. The record is from RefSeq and is a predicted model, not a curated record. The transcript has 14 exons.